This is a messenger RNA of Plutella xylostella (diamondback moth), 1531 nucleotides long. RefSeq names its product lipase member J. Gene Ontology annotation, biological process: lipid metabolic process. The record is from RefSeq and is a predicted model, not a curated record. NCBI's taxonomy places the organism in Eukaryota, Metazoa, Arthropoda, Insecta, Lepidoptera, Plutellidae. Gene Ontology annotation, molecular function: hydrolase activity, acting on ester bonds.
AGUAGUUAGUUAAUUGAUCAUAAAGUAAUUAUUAUCAAGACCACGCUAUUGGUAACUAGUAAUUAUCAUUAUUCCGUUGAUCUUAUAUAGAUAUACACGGUUUUAGUAUGCUCGUCUUAUUUCAAGAGCUACAUUUGAGUAAUAAAGUAUUUUAUUUAAAAUCCUUCUUACAAAAUAGUGCCAUAAACCUUUUUGACCUGCACGGGGUUUGCCUUGAACCAAGAUAUUUUAUAAAAAAAUAAAAUUAUUAACCUGUUUUAAUUCAUUUGCCGAGAUGCGGUCACCGGCUCUGCACGAAGUUAAAGUGGUCCUCUUGAUUGUGCCAGUGAUUUUUGGACACGCCGUCUACAGCUAUUCUGCAAACGAACUGAACCAACCUGUGGGGUAUCCAAAAGAAAAGUACCUGGACUUCAUCGAGAUAGCUCACAAAUAUGGCUACUACGCUGAAGAACAUACGGUCACCACAGAAGACGGGUAUCUGCUGGCACUGUACCGAAUGCGCAACACGACGUGUCGAGUGUUCCUCACACCGGUGCUGCUCAUGCAUGGACUCCUGCUGAGCUCAGACACCUGGCUGGACUCCGGACCAGAAGAAGGCCUAGCUUACUACCUAGCCGACAACUGCUACGAUCUCUGGGUGGGAAACUUCAGAGGAAACUAUCUGGGAAGAAGACACGUGCGUCUAAACCCGGACAAAGACCCGGAAUUUUGGAAUUUCUCCUUCGAUGAGAUGGGUCUGUACGACGUCCCGGCCACCAUUGAUGCUGUCCUGGCACUGACGCAGGAAGAGACACUGAACUACAUCGGAUACUCACAAGGUGGAGGCACCUUCGCCAUCAUGUGCUCGGAAAGACCAGAAUACAGAUUAAAAGUUAACACAUUCAUCGGACUAGCUCCAGCUAUUAGAAUGAAAUUCACAAGAUCAAUACCCUUCAGAGUUUACAGCGAUUUGUUGAGCAUUUUCUGGAAAGAGACGAAGCUGUUGGGAAUCUAUGAAGUAUUGUACCGGGGAUCUUUGUUGCAAAGAGCACUGGCGAUGAUCUGCCGCCUACCAGGGUUGUUGAGGGACAAGCUGUGCGUUGGUGUGAUAUCUCUCGUGGACAGCUACGACCCCGGCUCGAUACAAUCUGAGACGCUGAGGAGACUGUACACGCAUUUCCCAGCUGGCACAUCUGUCAAAAACUUCGUCAAGUAUUCGCAAGCGGUAAACAAGGGAACCUUCCAAAAGUUCGAUUAUGGCAGAGAGAAGAAUUUAGUUAUAUAUGGCAAUGAAACUGCUCCUUUCUACAAUUUGAAGAAUUUGGACAUGCCAUCGCUUCUCAUUACCGGAGAGAAUGACUUCAUCGUCGACAUUAGGGAUGUCACUUCUGUGCAUAGACAGCUGAAAAACUCUAAACUAUUUGUUGUUAAAAAUGAAUAUUGGGAUCAUUUUGAUAUUCCGUACAGUGCUUAUUUUCCCCAACUUGUAUUUCCCGUGGUUCAUAAGCAAUUGCUGAAAUACGGUGGUGGAGGCGGCGGCGAAUACACUUAG